AUGUUCAAAAAGUUCAGUCCGUCGAGCGAUGUCUCGGGACAGACGAGCCUGAAGUCAUCCGUCCAACGAUCUAUACGGUCUGGUCUGCUCUCGCAGUGGAAGAUCGACCCAGAGACACUGGAGCAAAUAUGGCCCAAGAAGGAGCCCCUCACGCUGGUCAAAUGCAGAGACCAUAUCUCUAUCUACACGCUGCACGGCGAGGCCCUGUUCUUCCAGCACUUUGACGAGCCGUUCUUCCCCACGCUGCGCCUGCUGCACAAAUACCCGUUCCUGCUGCCGAUGGUGAGGAUCGACCGGGGGGCAAUCCGCUUCCUGCUCGCGGGCGCGCACAUGAUGUGCCCGGGUAUGACCUCGAAGGGCGGCUACCUCCCGCCCGCUGACGCCGCCCUGCCCGCGGGCACGCCCGUUGCGAUACACGCCGAGGGCAAGGAGCACGCGGUGGGCAUCGGUAUCACGAAGCUGGGCACGGAGGAGAUGAGGACGGUGAACAAGGGCGUCGGGGUCGAGACGGUGACGUACAUCGGGGACGACUUCUGGGCGGUGCAGACGUUGUAG
Rhodofomes roseus is the source of this 555-nucleotide messenger RNA. RefSeq lists its product as uncharacterized. The transcript has 4 exons. Gene Ontology annotation, molecular function: RNA binding. The record is from RefSeq and is a predicted model, not a curated record. Bases 1 to 555 code for a protein of 184 amino acids. Gene Ontology annotation, biological process: formation of translation preinitiation complex. Lineage: Eukaryota; Fungi; Basidiomycota; Agaricomycetes; Polyporales; Fomitopsidaceae.